Messenger RNA from Protopolystoma xenopodis, 252 nucleotides. Lineage: Eukaryota; Metazoa; Platyhelminthes; Monogenea; Polystomatidea; Polystomatidae. The record is from the annotation of a GenBank genome assembly.
AUGAAUAACAACUGGCUUUUGGUGCUCGCGUUGCGUCAUUCUCAUGUUUUUGCCAAUCCUCGUUUCAACCGGUCAUUUCCUUCUUUUGUCCAGCUUCCUUGCCGACCACAUUCCAACUCAGAUCGCGUUGAUGCUCCGACUUCACUGGCUACCACCAUUUAUCCGUCCGUUGCUAACAGACCAUCCCCAAUGCUGAAAGUGUGGAUCAGCUGGGCGUUUGAGCACGCCGAGUUGUACUCCCUUCGAGGUUGA